CGCUCGCGGUCUCUGCAUAGCGGUCGAGUCAAAGCCGCCCGUGUACACCACCCACCUUACACUUCACCCAACCAACCAAAAAUGCAGUGCGUGUCCCGCGUCGCCCAGCGCUCGGCUGUGAGCCGCCCCCGCGUGGCCUCGCGCCAGGCGGUGAAGGUCCAGGCUGUGAAGGCCGAGUCCAAGGCCGCCAUGGCUGCCGUGGCUGCUGGUGCCUCGACCCUGGCUCUGGCCCUGGCCCCCGCUGCCCAGGCUGCCCAGGAGGUGGCCAUGCUGGCUGAGGGCGAGCCUGCCAUCGUCCAGAUCGGCUGGGCCGCUACCUGCGUGAUGUUCUCGUUCUCCCUGUCCCUGGUGGUCUGGGGCCGCUCUGGCCUGUAAAUUGCUCGCUUGCGGGCAACUGGGCCGCUGCUAGAGAGCCGUGAUGAUGGACAUCAGUCGUCGUCGCCUAACUCCAGCUGGGCUCAUAGGGCUGUGGAGAGCCUGAUGACCCGCGGUCGUCGGGCGACUUCAACCACUCGGCGCAGUGGGACCCUUUGCAGUGCGCGAGGGCUCUGCGGGCGCCUCAAUUUUGGGCGUUGCUUCGAAGGCGGGAGAGGAGGCUUCUGACACGCGGCGUGGCCCGUUGGCACGUCUGGCGCUGAGGACGGCUGUGUGGCAGAGUCUCCAACACCAAUUUUUUGCGUUGGAGACUAGUCCGGAGUUAUGCGAGGGAGAUAUGCAGCCGGGGGGGCCAGCGCGCCGUGUGCGUGGUGGCCCCAUGGGUGCAACAGGCGUGUGCACGAGGGGUUUUCUCGUGUGAGGCACAGGCGCCCGUUGUUCAUCCGCCGCGGCCGUUGCUGCGCGUGCAGACUCGCACAGCGCACCUGCGCCCGCUCCAUGGCGUGAUCAUGCAUAGUCGGAGGAUUAGCACCAAGUGCUCGGGCGGGCGUUUGCUGUCUUGGAGUAGUCAUGGUGAUGGUGUGGACGCGUGGCGAGUCUGUGUGCGAGCACAGACUGUGCCUGCUGGAUGUUGGGUGUUUGCACCCGUGUAAACUUGAGAAGAU
Chlamydomonas reinhardtii is the source of this 1040-nucleotide messenger RNA. RefSeq lists its product as uncharacterized. The record is from RefSeq and is a predicted model, not a curated record. The transcript is spliced from 3 exons. The coding region runs from base 82 to 375 and encodes 97 amino acids. Gene Ontology annotation, biological process: cytochrome complex assembly. Gene Ontology annotation, cellular component: cytochrome b6f complex. NCBI's taxonomy places the organism in Eukaryota, Viridiplantae, Chlorophyta, Chlorophyceae, Chlamydomonadales, Chlamydomonadaceae.